Austrofundulus limnaeus is the source of this 1377-nucleotide messenger RNA. RefSeq names its product potassium channel subfamily K member 5. Gene Ontology annotation, molecular function: potassium ion leak channel activity; outward rectifier potassium channel activity. Gene Ontology annotation, biological process: potassium ion transmembrane transport; stabilization of membrane potential. Gene Ontology annotation, cellular component: plasma membrane. NCBI's taxonomy places the organism in Eukaryota, Metazoa, Chordata, Actinopteri, Cyprinodontiformes, Rivulidae. The record is from RefSeq and is a predicted model, not a curated record.
GUUAUGGAAAUGUUGCUCCAAAGACUGAAAGCGGGAAAGUUUUCUGCAUUCUUUACGGUCUUUGUGGGAUCCCCCUCUGCCUGGUGUGGUUGAGCACUCUGGGUUCGUUCUUCGGUGACCGGGCUAAACGUUUAUCUCAAGUUCUGCUACGAAAAGGUGUUACAGUGAAAAAGGUCCAGUUUACCUUGACGGCCUUAUUUCUUUUAUGGGGGCUGCUGGUGCACUUGGUGAUUCCUCCUUUUGUUUUCAUGGCUGUGGAGGAAUGGAGUUACUUGGAGGGCAUGUACUUCUCCUUCAUCACACUCACAACAGUUGGUUUUGGAGAUUAUGUCACCGGCGUAAAUCCCAACAUCGAUUACCCUAAGCUCUACCGGGUAUUUGCUGAGCUGUGGGUCUACAUGGGACUCGCCUGGCUGUCUUUGUUCUUCAGCUGGAACGUCCACAUGGUAGUGGAAGCUCACAAAGUGUUUAAGAAAAAGAGACAACACUGGCACAGGCACCACCACCGCUAUGAACAGGUAGAAGAGCCUAAAAAGGAGAAGCAACCCAUAGUCCCGAAGCCAACGGUUGUCGACAUCUUCAGCUACCUUUCCAAGGAAGGGGACGACUACAGCACCGUCAUCAAAGAGAUCGGGUUGGCGGCGAGGAGGAAAAAACAGGUGGAAAACAUCAACCGCUCAAAGAGCUGCAGCGACCUCUUGGCCAUUGAGAUCUUGGAGCACUCACCGGUGCACAGGCGUAAUUUCAGUUUCCACGACCUGUGUGCGAGCGCCGAGUUGGGCAACAUCGAAGAAGAGAAGGAGAAUCUUUUGAGACAAGGAAGCGUCAAGAAACCCCAACUGACGGCAUGCGUGAUAACUGAUCACCAGGAGAAUAGGGGUGUGUGUUCUUCGAAAUCAGAACCCACUUUGUUUCCUGAACCAGCCGCAGACCAAUCAGCGGAGAAAGUGCAGCAUCCUAAUGGUGCAGAGACUCGGUUCAGGAUUUCUAAAGUACUCGAGAAAGAUUUACCAUCAGAUGAUCAUGAAAAUGGAUAAGUUAUACCCUCAUCAAGAGAAGUAGACUGAUUUUAGUCGUAAUUGUCCAAUUUGUAAAGAUUAGAAACUUGGUAGGAAGGUGGCUCGCAUUUUGUUGUUGGACCUUUUUUUUUUAAAACUGGAAGUAUAAGAGAUGGCUUUACACUUUUUCUAGUGUGUGACAGUUUAAAGUUGUAAAGUCAUUUUUAUUAUACUGUAUCAAACAAAUCAUGUACUUUUUUAAAAUCUAUUGUACCCAAGGUUGUAUUGUGAAAUAGUUGUUUCACAAUGCAACCCUCUCAAGUAUUAGCUGAAAAAGCCAACUUUUGUCUUUGACAAGAAUAAAAAUGCAUUUUUUUAA